AACAGCUGCGUGAGGGGCGUGGCUACAUUGGGGGCGUGGCUAGGCAAAGAUUGCCCUAUGAGGCGAGGGAAUGAGACUAGGCUGCGAGUUGGGGAUAGGGUUUCUCUUUGGGGGAGUGGCUUAUGGAUCCUCGUUUUCCCGCCGACGGUUGGCCACGUCACGUGACAUGGGUUGGAAGAUGGCGUCUCCCACAGACGGGACAGAUUUGGAAGCAUCUUUGCUAAGUUUUGAAAAACUUGACCGUGCCUCACCAGAUCUUUGGCCAGAACAAUUACCAGGUGUUGCUGAAUUUGCGGCUUCCUUCAAAAGUCCUAUUACUAGUUCUCCACCCAAAUGGAUGGCUGAGAUAGAACGUGAUGACAUCGACAUGUUGAAAGAACUGGGGAGUCUCACCACGGCUAAUUUGAUGGAGAAGGUGCGAGGCCUACAGAACCUAGCCUAUCAGCUGGGGCUGGAUGAGUCCAGAGAGAUGACACGAGGGAAAUUCCUCAAUAUUCUAGAGAAGCCCAAGAAGUAGCAGCUGCUUGCCGACAGGAUGUCCUGGAGUCCAAAACCAAGCUCCCUUCCCGGUGCAAGUCUAACAAUGCACACCUCCCUGCUUCCUGUGGAGCGGCCAGAGGGCGUGCCUCCAGGACUACCCCUGCUCCUGGCACUCUUCGCCUCUGAGGACAUUCAGCAGCAAGAGAAGAAUCUGCCCUACCCAGGGAUCAUUGCAGUUACUCAGUCCAGCUUCCAGACUUUAACCUUCUUAGCCUUGGAUAUUGGUAACAGCUGAGGGCAUAUCAUUCUUAAAGGUCAAAGUCCUGCUUUCUCAUGUCCGCAGUGAUUCAGGAGCCCCAGGAUCUUACGGUUGAUUUGACUCAGUGAUGGCAAAGCCAGUUGUGACAAGUUGAUUGGAUGGGUUCUUUUGGAUCGUCCUUGAUCUCUUAGGAAGUGUUUAUGAUGCGAGGAGACCAGAGACCGACUAGAUUCUGGACCAGACCGUGCAGCCUGACCUGUGAACUCUCCAGUAUAUAUUAAGUUCCAAGAAUCCCCAGCUGGAGAAACCAGAAUCUUCUCGAAAUGUACACCUGCUUUUUAAAACUUCUAUACCUCUUACGAUAGUCCCAUUUGCUUUUCAUUCCUUACAUCCCAGCCCUAUCUUCCAGUUCUGAGUUCGGGCAGAGGGAUCCCUGAGUCCCUCCUGGAAUUAGCUUGUGUAGUGAAAGGCCCAUGCAAGGUUGCCUUGGGGUCUAGAUCUGAAAACCAAUGUGAAGGUAACAGAAAGGACUUUUGAGUUCUAAUUAAUCUGUUACAGAUUCAAGCAAGAGAGUCAGUAGAGCCUCAAAGACAGGAGAAACUGGAUGAUUGACAGGAGUUUACAUUUGGUUGGAAGCUAGAAGCCCUAACUGAUCUUAAAGGAACAUGCUAUGGGAUGGUAGGAUUGUCCCCUCUGACAACACAUAUGAGAUAAUUCACCUAUAUGAUAGAAACACACACACACACGAAAGAGAGUCUUCUGACUUAAAUACAGCUUUCAUGGAGUUCUUCACCACUUAUCUGUCUCUGUGUUAGAAUCUGAAAAUCUAGCCCAUGGGUAACUAUUAUCUGUCUUCUGCGUAUGUCUCAUAUAAGCCAGCCCCCAGCAUCUGACGUUUUGAGAAGUGCAUGGAGUUUCCUAAACUUUGCACUAAAGAAUAUCCCAGGGCCAGGUGUGAUGGCUCACACCUGUAAUCCCAGCACUUUGGAAGGCUGAGGCAGGCAGAUCAUGAGGUUAAGAGAUUGAGACUAUCCUGGCCAACAUGGUGAAACCUCAUCUCUACUAAAAA
Sapajus apella (tufted capuchin) is the source of this 1808-nucleotide messenger RNA. It is a transcript of the gene LIN52, whose product is annotated as lin-52 DREAM MuvB core complex component. Gene Ontology annotation, biological process: regulation of DNA-templated transcription. The transcript is spliced from 6 exons. The record is from RefSeq and is a predicted model, not a curated record. Bases 71 to 517 code for a protein of 148 amino acids. Gene Ontology annotation, cellular component: DRM complex. Lineage: Eukaryota; Metazoa; Chordata; Mammalia; Primates; Cebidae.